GCUGGGCGCCACUUUGGCUUGGUGGAAGUGUCGCCGCCGUGUUGGCUCUCCACAGUCAACUGGCCAGUGCUCGACAUGGAUCCAUCCCCAAAGGUGUCUCUCUCUUCCUUGGAGAAUUAAGUAAUUAAGCUGCUUCUGGAUGUUCUUGUUCUUGAUCCUAUCAACCAGCCAUGGAGAUAUGUCACUCACCGUGGAAGUUAAAAGCAGUGGCAUCUGGCAAUGGGGGCCCCCUUGGCAAUGGGAAGCCCGGACCGGACACAGACUUCAAACAGCUUCGCUGCCCUGGAUCCAGCAAAUGUACAUUGUCCCAGGAGUGGUGGAAGUCAUAAUGCUGAGGUAGAGGAAACCCUCAAGAGAAUUCAGGGACAAAAAGGGGUGCAAGGAAUCAUCAUUGUCAAUGCUGAAGGCAUCCCUAUCAAGACCACCCUUGACAACUCCAGCACAGUGCAGUAUGCUGGACUCAUUCACCAGUUAGUGAUGAAGGCACGUAGCACAGUUAGGGACAUUGACCCCCAGAAUGACCUCACCUUCCUCAGGGUCCGCUCCAAGAAGAAUGAGAUUAUGAUUGCUCCAGAUAAAGACUAUUUCCUCAUUGUCAUUCAGAACCCAUCAGACUGAGAGGAUCACCUCCACCAUCUCUUUGCUGUAUUAGUUUUUUCCAUUUAAUGGCCAAAUGUUUAUUCUAUUGUUUUAGCAAAAUGAUAAGUUGUAUAAUAAGCUUUUGGGAGCUUGAUUCAAAUCAUCAUGGGUGGGUUGAUAUAUGUAUGUUCACGUUUGAUCAUCAUUGCAGUUUUAUCUCCCCUGUCUGAAACGCUCUUUAUUGGCACAUAACCUUAUAGAAGGAUCGUUGACUGUCAUUUUGGGGCGAAGUCCUUAAACCAUUUGAAACUUUAACUUAUUUAUUUUGUUUUAAAUCCAAUAAGUUUCAACAAUAUUCUUUGUAAACGUUGAGCAGUGUAUAACACAUCUGCUUCAUCAUUUUAUGUUGGUACCUUGUAAGGACUGAUAAGAUCUAUACAAUAAACAUUUAUCAUACAAAAGA
Molecule: messenger RNA, 1042 nt
Organism: Salvelinus fontinalis (brook trout)
Lineage: Eukaryota; Metazoa; Chordata; Actinopteri; Salmoniformes; Salmonidae
Gene: dynlrb1
Product: dynein, light chain, roadblock-type 1
Exons: 4
Coding region: 220-618 (132 amino acids)
Biological process (GO): microtubule-based movement
Cellular component (GO): cytoplasmic dynein complex; cytoplasm; centrosome
Molecular function (GO): dynein intermediate chain binding
Source: RefSeq, a predicted model, not a curated record